Vicia faba (fava bean) is the source of this 780-nucleotide messenger RNA. The record is from the annotation of a GenBank genome assembly. Lineage: Eukaryota; Viridiplantae; Streptophyta; Magnoliopsida; Fabales; Fabaceae.
AUGUCGGAAUCAUCAGUCUCAACUCUCCGAGACACUCUCCUCCGGUUAUCGAAUUCAAUCGCAAACUCUCUCGCCGCAACUCCAUACACUUCUCACAAAACCUCCAACAUCUCCGUCAAAGCCUUUCUCGAACCCCUUCUCACUUCCACAAAUUCCACCAUCAACGCUUCCAUCAAAGACUUCGCUCUAGCAUGUGCUUUGUUAUCCUCUUCCACACACGCCAAUUCAGAGUUUCUCUCAUGGAUCCCCGAUCACCUUUCCUCCCUUGCAACUGCUUCCUUUUUCGAGCUCUCCCAAGCGUACCUCAAUGUCUUCGAUGAUAGGAACUCUCAGAAGGUGGAAGAGUUCGGUUUGGAUUGUAAUUUGGUUCCUGUACAGAAGAGGUUGCUUCUGGAAUUGUUGCCUGAAGUACUUCCUUUUCUGAAAGAUGGAAUUAAGGAGAGUGCAAUUGAUAAGUCUGAGGAGAGUGAUGAGUUCUCUGCCGCGUCUGCUAGAGUUCCCGUUGGGUUUGCGAUUCUUGCUGCUCAUCAGCUUAGAUGGUUUGUUACUCAGAUUGAUUAUCCUCAUUUGGGAAAAUUGUGUGGAUGGGUGAUUCCUUGUGCGCUGACUGCUGUUGAUCAUUGGUCGCGGAGAAAUCCUACACCAAGAGGGUCUAGUUUUAAUCAUGCUGAUUUUUAUUCGAUGGUAAAUGAAAGGAACGUGAGUCCUAGACAAUCUAACUUUGGAAGUUUGGGUCUUGAUGAGGAAAAUGGUGUUGGUGGAGUCAAUGGUGGUUGCUAA